Molecule: messenger RNA, 216 nt
Organism: Penicillium verrucosum
Lineage: Eukaryota; Fungi; Ascomycota; Eurotiomycetes; Eurotiales; Aspergillaceae
Exons: 3
Coding region: 1-216 (71 amino acids)
Source: RefSeq, a predicted model, not a curated record
AUGCGGAAAUGGUCGAUAAUUCGCCAGUCGAUUCUACUGAAGGGCCAGUAUCGUGCUCGCGCGACUUGGGUGAUUCUCACCCUCAUUCUCACCCUGUCGGCUCCCACCCGACUAUCUGCAGCACAUAAGCUAACUACAUAUUCUGAGCAGUCAAUAGUUAUUACGCCCUUAGCACCUAAGCGGUACUCUAGGGGCCCUUCGCUCGCUCUGUUAUGA